Fonsecaea monophora is the source of this 558-nucleotide messenger RNA. RefSeq lists its product as hypothetical. The record is from RefSeq and is a predicted model, not a curated record. The transcript has a single exon. NCBI's taxonomy places the organism in Eukaryota, Fungi, Ascomycota, Eurotiomycetes, Chaetothyriales, Herpotrichiellaceae. Bases 1 to 558 code for a protein of 185 amino acids.
AUGGCGUUGAUAUUGCUUCUAUUCUUUGCGGCCCUUACAUGCGCCGCAGGAAACGCUUCCUCAAUUAUUGACUACCUGAACGACAAUGACGGCACCUCUACCUUCGCCUCAUACUUGGCCAAAUAUCCAAAUUUAUCAAAAACGCUCGCCAGCGACAACAUCACGCUUCUAGUACCCAAAACUUCUGCAUUCAAUGGAGUCACCAAUGUCUCCGAGGCGCUCUUGACCUACCAUGUCCUGGUAGGCGUCCAUCACUCAUUCAACGCCGACGCGUUCCAGUAUAUCGAAGCACUCCCCCAGCCCGAUGACGCCGAUUCUUCUGAGAACAAAACCCGGAUAGUGAUUGCUCGCGGAAAUGCAUGUUCGUCCGCUGUCACUUUCUGGUCCGGCAACAGUCAAAAGAGUCGUUCAGAUGCGCCGGCAGUCAACUGCACCAACGGCGUGGUUUAUACCCUGCCAAGCGCUCGAACUACCCCAGAGCUUCGACGACAGCUGCAACCACAGUGCAUUAACUGGCCCACCCUCGCGAUUUCUAGACGCCCAAAUUCAUGCACGUAA